Messenger RNA from Cutaneotrichosporon oleaginosum, 692 nucleotides. RefSeq lists its product as uncharacterized. The record is from RefSeq and is a predicted model, not a curated record. NCBI's taxonomy places the organism in Eukaryota, Fungi, Basidiomycota, Tremellomycetes, Trichosporonales, Trichosporonaceae.
CGCACCGCACCGAAUCCAAUCCCAUCGUAGCUCGCAUCUCACGUGCCCCUCCCUCCUCCUCGCCACUCCUAAUCUCUCCGCUGACCGACGGUUGCAGGCCGAUACUCGCCUCACCGUCGGCCUCGGGGUCUUGGAACUUCGGAUCGAGCGACGCUCGGGCCCACACGCAGCACAUGGAGCGAGGAUCGCCGUCUUCCGGCGAUCUGAUCUGCAUGGCGGAAUGGGCAAUUGGCGCGCAGCGUGUAUUUUGUGCAUCCGUGCGCCAUGCGCCCCUCUCCUUGCGCCCCUCCUUGCGCCCCGUGGAUCAUGACGACAAUGGCGCGGACAGCUUGCAGGGUAGCGCCCCUUCCGACAGGCCUAGCCAUGCUUCUCCAUUCCAUGUUCGCACCGAUACUUUCGGUGCCGCGUACACUUGUAUGCGGCGUAGCGCGCGGCGCAGGACGGGGGACGGAGGGGGCACGAGGGGCGGCAGGCUCUGGCCGGGCGGGCGGAGGCGGCGCCCGUGCGGCGGCCCCUUUUGCCGAGGGGUGUCGUGAGCGUCGAGAGCGUGCUGAUGCGCGGUGGAGGUAGAUCUGGCCCACAUGCUCGACAGGUACAUCUGGCCCUAGUUGCUAGUUGCGAGGCGGCCAGGGGCAUCAGUCAGCAACGGAAUGCACGUUCCACACGUCGUCGUUUCCAGGCUCACCGCUGUU